AGAGUAACGUCGCAACGACACUUUUUUUUUUUUUUUCCAAUCCCAGUAAAAGAGUUUGAGCAGGAACAGAGUUGUGUAUAUGUAGCAGGGGGGUCCGGCUGCAUCUGGGGGGUGACUGCUGAUUUUCAGCACGUUUAUUUUAUUUUUUUCUAUUUUAUUUUCUCCUUAUUUUCCCUACUUCGAGCAAUCCAUUGCACGCGCGCGCGCGCCGUUAUAUUUGGACGUACAGAUUUUGGUAUAGACCAUGAACAAACUCUAUGUGGGGAAUCUGAGCCCUUCGGUGACCGUGGAGGACCUGAAGCAGCUCUUCGGCGAGAGCAAGCUCCCCGUGACCGACCAGGUCCUGCUCAAAUCCGGCUAUGCCUUCGUGGACUUCCCCGACCAGAACUGGGCGAUUAAAGCCAUCGAGACUCUAUCCGGGAAAGUUGAAUUACAUGGGAAAGUGAUCGAGGUCGACUACUCUGUUCCUAAAAAACUAAGGAGUCGGAAGAUUCAGAUCCGGAACAUUCCUCCUCAUCUCCAGUGGGAGGUUUUGGACGGCCUAUUGGCACAGUAUGGUACUGUAGAAAAUGUGGAACAAGUUAACACUGAUACAGAAACAGCAGUGGUGAAUGUGACAUAUUCAACAAAAGAAGAGGCGAAAAUAGCUGUAGAGAAGUUAACAGGACAGACCUUUGAGGAUUACUCCUUUAAAGUGUCUUAUAUUUUGGAUAUGGAUGCUGCUCCGCCUCUGCCUGCGACCCGGAUUCGACGGGGUGGAAGGACAUCACGGGAACAGGACUCCCAGCCCGGGACCUCUGCAGGCUCCCUGGGGCCCCGACAGAAACAGCCAGACUUCCCCCUGCGCAUGCUGGUGCCCACGCAGUUUGUGGGAGCCAUCAUUGGCAAGGAGGGGCUCACAAUCAAAAACAUCACCAAACAGACACAGUCUAAGGUGGACAUCCAUCGUAAGGAGAACGCGGGAGCGGCAGAGAAGCCGAUCACCAUCCACUCCACUCCUGAAGGCUGCUCCGCCGCAUGCCGCAUGAUCAUGGACAUCAUGCAGAAAGAGGCUGAUGACACGAAGGUAACUGAGGAUAUUCCUCUGAAGAUCCUGGCCCACAACAGUCUGGUCGGAAGACUGAUCGGGAAGGAGGGCAGGAACCUGAAGAAGAUUGAAGAGGAGACAGAGACCAAGAUUACCAUCUCCUCUUUACAGGACUUAACUAUUUAUAACCCAGAGAGAACCAUUAUAGUGAAGGGGAGUAUCGAGGCCUGUUGUAGGGCUGAAGUGGAGAUCAUGAGAAAGCUGAGGGAAGCCUAUGAGAAUGACAUUGCUGCUAUUAACCAACAAACCAACCUUAUCCCUGGGUUAAGCCUGAGCGCACUGGGCAUCUUUUCAACCGGUUUGUCAGUAUUGCCACCAACUGUUGGGCCCAGAGGCGUCCCACCCGUACCCCCAACCGGCUACAACCCUUUUCUUGGUCACUCAUCACAGCUGGGUGGGCUGUACGGUGUCCCACCUGCUAGUGCCAUCUCUCACCAGCACACACAGGCUCCUGAACAGGAGGUGGUCUACCUCUUUAUUCCAACUCAGGCUGUCGGUGCUAUUAUUGGCAAGAAGGGCCAACAUAUUAAACAACUGGCACGAUUCGCAGGAGCUUCUAUUAAGAUCGCACCUGCAGAGAAUCCUGAUGUCACUCAGAGGAUGGUCAUCAUCACUGGCCCGCCAGAAGCUCAGUUUAAGGCCCAGGGCAGGAUAUUUGGGAAACUGAAAGAAGAGAAUUUCUUUUCUGCAAAAGAAGAAGUGAAGCUGGAGACACAUAUAAAAGUGCCCUCUUCAGCAGCCGGGAGGGUCAUCGGGAAAGGUGGCAAAACGGUUAACGAGCUGCAGAACCUGACCAGUGCAGAGGUCAUAGUGCCACGGGACCAAACCCCAGACGAGAACGACGAGGUCUUUGUCAAAAUUAGUGGGCAUUUUUUUGCCAGCCAGACUGCACAGAGGAAAAUCAGGGAGAUCAUCCAGCAGGUGAAACAACAGGAGCAGAAGCACCAGCAAGGCGCCCCCGUGACACAACGUUCCAAGUGACCAUCAGGGCAGCCCCAGUGGGCACCUGCCAAUGAAUGUAGCCCUCCCAACUGGAAUCAGACCAGACCAGACCGGACGAAGGGGACCGGCCGGGCAGACCAGCAGCCGUGGGAUCAAAACCAAAGAACUUCUUUCUGGGGGAGAUGAAGGAGCCACAGGCAGAAAGGCUCUGAGUGCACUGCCAGCUUGGGGAGGGAGGGGGGGAGGAAGUGCAAGACAAGUGUUCCUUUUAUCGUUCAAACACACCCUGAGCUUGAGAAGAAUAGGUAUGGGGCGUCUGUUAUCAGGACGGGAAGCAUCACGGUCACCCCACGUAACAAUUUCUUUAUAAACUUCUUCAUUUAGGCUUAAUCUAGGGUUAACACAGAUAAGAAACUCCAUUAACACGUGUACACUGAUGCAUUUUGACUGAGUUGUGUUGCUGUUUUCUCGGGUAGGCAAAGUGUGGGUGUGCACUAGCAGUUGGCGACCUAUUAUUAUUAUUAUUAUUAUUAUUUUGUUAUUUUUUGAUGCUCAGAUUGCGAUUUCAAUGAUUCUCAGCCGUAUUCUCACCAGUACACUAGAACAAAUAUACAGUUAUAUCUAAAGCAGAAGCACGAUUCUUCUUGUUUUGCACAAGCAAUCGGGCGUGUAGUGCACAUAUGCGGUCGCGUACGCAUAUAACAUUGUUUUUCAGAUUUCUUAAUGAUGGGACGAGAAAGUUGGGAAAUGCAGAUGACAAAAUGUUUGUUCAUUAUCUUAGCCUGUUUGCAUUUCGGGAAACAUCAUCCAGCUCAACGGAUCCUUGUUACUUAGCCUGUGCGUGCCAACGGAUGCCGUUAAAACAUUUCUUUCUGUGCAUAUCUUUCAUUUUUUAGCUUUUAUCAUUUGUAGUUUGUUCUUAUUUCUGUCCAGCUCUUAUAUUUUUACGCCAGUGUUUUUGCGGCCUCUGCAUUUAGUCAUUUCAUCGCCACCGCAUUCUUGUGGCGGCAGUUAUUACGAGACGGAGUAGGUAUGUGGUAGGUGUGGCUUAGGAGUCAACACCCCUUGUUUGCUUUUUGGGGGUAUGAAAAGAAUAUAAAGCAAGCACUAGCGUCUGAAAGACAGCGCACCUUUACUGGCUCGGGCAGAACGAAAUCGAAAGUGCACCAAGAACUCUGCCUUAAUCUAUGCUUGAAAGGAAACGAAAAGAAGGGCGACUCGAAAUCUGAUUGGAGGGUCAGGUUGAUGUGGGACGGGGAGGCACCUUAUGACCUGUGGUACACACACGACCGCGUUUGGCUUUAAAUCUCUUUGUCAGGGAGCUUUCUAAACGGCAUGACAGCUGUGAAUGUACAAUAAGCAGCCUUUUAGAAAGAGCACCACCCUGUCAUGUUCAGUAAGCUGGUUGGUCGGCGAGAUUGUUAUUGUUUUGGGGGGUUUUUUUUACCAAUACUCGGGCUGUUUUGGGAAACUGAUUGACUGUUUCAAUAGGACGUGCAGGCAUGGAUAUCCCUUUGUGCUUUAUUUUUAUUUUUUUUUCUUCUUUUUGACCAUGGAAGCUCGUGGCCUUAAACGUCACCGGUCAAUGUCAUCACAGACAGCUCCCUCGCCCAAUGAGAGCUAAGCCUCAUCUUCCAGACGCAAGGUUUAUGCCAAUACGCACAGCUUCCAUUUGUGCGUAUGCGUGUGUGUAUAUAGAUAUAUAUAUAAAGAGAGAGAAAUAUUUAUGAAUCUAUUUUUUGUUUCCUAUUUUGUGAUGAGAGCUAUUAGUAAGAAACAAACAGAAAAAAAAACAAGUUUUUUUUUUUUUGGUGGAACACUGCCAUGUUAUUCUGAAGGGAAGUGUAUAUUUUCUUGGAAGUAGACUAUGAAUAUUGGUAGUAUACUAACAGUAAGAACAGUAAUGAAUCACCGCAACACUUUGAUCAGAAUGUGAUCGGUGCGCAUGUCAGUAUUGUGAUCUACCUCAGGCGUCAGGGUACCUCAGUCCAAUCUUUUAAGUUCCCUUUCUUUUUUUUUCUCCCCACAUUUUGUAUGCCUUGUAAACUGAAAGUUUUGAACAUUUUCUUUUAAUAAUAAUAAUAAUAAUGAAAAAGAUCUAGUCUGAAGUCUUCAGGUCCAUCUGACAAAGAAGAAUCUUAGGAUCUUAAAGCUUUCAAAACUGUAUGCGAAUUUACUUCAUUCUUUUACCGAUCACAACCUCGUGAUUUAUUAAAGAGUGUGUAACUGAGGGGUACUUACCUGAAACCCCGAAAGGGGUUCUGAAUGUGGGUACUGUGUACUGAUGUCUAGAUCAGUGACAAAUGACUAUGAAUAUCAAGAAGAAUGGCUUAAUUCGAAGCAUUAUCCAGGAGCAACUGCGCUGUCUUAAGCGUAAGCCAGCUUUCGCUUUACAUUUUAUAAAAAUGCGUCCAAAUUCAGGAAUUACAGUCAGACCAAAUUUUUUAAUUACGUUUUUUUUAAUCAAGGCCUUUCACAAAACAAAACCAGGUUGAUAUAAAAUAUAAAAAAUUGAAAAAAAUAAAAAUAAAUAUUUUUUUCUUGAGUAACUGUUUGGUAAAAGUGUUUAUCGUAAUUACACAAAAAUCACAAAUGCAAGUAUUUUGUUGCCGGUUGCAGUCCUUUUGCGUGUUACCGCUAAAACAACAAGGCCUAUGUCAAAUCAAGACGAAAGGCAGUAGAAGGUCACUUUGUUAGGUCUAGGUGUGUGUACUUGCGAUGGCUGGUUUGCUUUCAUACAGUAAUUCACACGAUUUGUCUGUGGACUGAACUGCAAGCUGUCCCACUCCAUAGUUUUAGUUCUACCGUUUGACCGUUUUCGUUAGGGGCGUGUUACUGUAGACCCGUGUAAAUCGUUUUUUUUACCUACUGAAGCAACUCGUCCACACUUAUCCGCAAAGAGUAGCAAAGAAAUCAGGUGCUGAAGGUGUUUCUGUUAGUAAAGGUUAGAGGCUUCUGCUAGAUUAGGUCAGUUUGUGGAUUUCUAGCGAUUUUUCACUCAAGAAACUGAAUACGAAAGGCUUGUAGCUAGACGAGGCCGUUAUUUCCCCUGAAUGAUAGACUUUCUGCUUAAUCUCAGGUGUUUGCUCAUUGAUGGAGUUCAGGUUGUGUAGCAGUAUGAUAACUCAGAUCACUUUUAACUGUUAUUGUAACUGUAACACGCGCCACGCUGUCGAUAGACACCUAUCUAAUGUUCUACAGUGGUUCUUAACUUUUCUUAAGAGUUUGUAUUUCGAGGCUUCGUCAGGUGUGCAUCAGUAUUUAACUUUACGGAAGCAUUAGUCGAUACGUGCAUUAACUAACACCACACUGUUAUAUUGUCUCUGUAGUCUGGUAAUUAAGCUGUCUCGCUAUCCAUUAUGAUAUCCUGUAACAUAACGCUAGGAAGAAUCGAGGUCUUUGCAUUAACUUUAGGCCAAAAGUCAUAGCUAGUAUAAGUCGAACAGGUCAGGUCAGUUUAGGAUAGCUGUUGUUUGUAGUGUUGGCAUGAAAUCUCAUCGUGGUCUUCUUUGGGCCUGAAAGCUUUUAGGGUGAAUGGAGACUUAAGGUAGGUGCUGUUCUAUGUUUAUUUUUUGAUAUUAGAAUAGACCACAGGCACAGCUAUAGUUGCUCACACUAUGACGGCACCGUUCUAGUCAUGUUUAACUCGGGAUGAGAACAGGAAAUCAGAGCGAUGCAUGAGAAUUCAAUGCAAAUCAUAGGCUGUGAAAACUUCUUUGCGUCUUUACCACGGCAGAUCCAUUCCUACGCAGCUCUCUAGCUUCUCACAUUAGUUCAUUUCGAGCGAUGUGAAACGGAGACUGGGCUCGCUGCACUGCCUGCCGUGUCCCCUCCGCUGGAUUGUGGGUAGUGGGGGGGGGUUAGGGGACUGAGAGCUGAACUUUUUUUUUUUUUUUUUUGCUAACAACCAUGUUGUUUUGAAAUGUAGGUGAACUGUACUGCUGAUCAACAUGGAUU
Molecule: messenger RNA, 5986 nt
Organism: Onychostoma macrolepis
Lineage: Eukaryota; Metazoa; Chordata; Actinopteri; Cypriniformes; Cyprinidae
Gene: igf2bp2a
Product: insulin-like growth factor 2 mRNA binding protein 2a
Exons: 16
Coding region: 245-2068 (607 amino acids)
Biological process (GO): nervous system development; regulation of gene expression
Cellular component (GO): cytoplasm; cytosol; nucleus
Molecular function (GO): mRNA 3'-UTR binding
Source: RefSeq, a predicted model, not a curated record